Cercopithifilaria johnstoni is the source of this 1080-nucleotide messenger RNA. Lineage: Eukaryota; Metazoa; Nematoda; Chromadorea; Rhabditida; Onchocercidae. The record is from the annotation of a GenBank genome assembly.
AUGAUCAAACGUUUUGCUAUUCUAAUUACAUUAGUAGCAUUGAUAUCACGAAAAUUCCUAAUACAUUGUUCAUUAUCGUCAAUGCUAAAAAAUCCGAUAUUGCAAUCAUCAUCAUCAGUAACAUCAUUUUGGAUAGCUGUUGAACCAUUAUCUGUUACAUGGACUAAAGGAUGUUUAGCGGCUGCCGGAUGUGAUGAUUCUAGGUUAACAUUAUUGGAAUGGAAUUUAGUUAGCGAUGAAAGAAUUUCAUCCAGUUGGUCUAUACAUGAAUUAUUUGAUUCUUCACAUAUGUUUGUAAGUUAUUGGAAUAAAGGAAAGCCUGCGGAUAUAACAAUCAAUUAUGAGAUAGUAGGCGCUGAUCCAAUUUAUGGAUUCUCAAGAACAUGUGAUUCCACGCGAUCAGUUCGUGUUUUUGAUGAUAAGCAUAAAUUAGAAUCGAAAUCAAUAGGACAAACAAUCACAACAACAACAACAACAACAACAACUUUCUCACAACAAUCUGAUAAAGUAACUUUAAAUUUAACCGGUAAAUGUUUUAAUGCAGCGAUAAUUAUACAAAAGUAUGAAUCGAAUUGUCCAUGGUGCUCAUAUGGUGAAAGAUAUGCAAUUAUCGGCCAGUUAUCAGAAUUUGAAUCGCAUAAUUCACUGAACAAUUCAUCGGAAACAAUGACUGAUAUAGGCCUAAUAAUACUGUCAGCAAUUGCAAUUGCAACAUCUGCUGCAUUUUCAUGCGUACUAAUUGCUUAUCUUCGCGAACGACGAUCUAAUUUUGGAAGAAAUGCUGGAAAAUGUAGUAAUAAUUCAACGAUCUAUCGUGGAUAUCAUACUACCUCGAAUAAGAAACGAUUAACAAAUAUUGAAAUUACAAAGUAUCAACCAGUGCGUAGUUAUCCGACAUUAAUAUCACAUCGAAUGGAAAGCAAUCAUUGUGGAACAAUUACCGGAAAUAAAAGCAUUUCAGGUUGUGGUAUUUCAGUCAAUAAUUGGAACACAAAAUCAGUGUUAUUUGAUGGAGGAGUAAAUAGGUAUCAUAAGCCUACUGAUAUAAUAACUUUUUGUAAUGAUAAUUUGAAAGUAUAA